AUGCUGGCGCGGGGCGUCGCAAUGGCGAUGCGCAGCCCAAUCGGGGGGAUGAAGCGUCGACCGUUCCGAGGCGCACCGGCUCCGCGCCGUUCUGCGUUAUUCUCCUCCUCGUCCUUAUUACAAUUAGAGGCCUUGCUGGUGUUUGGUGAGCCCCAUGCGAUUGUUGCGGCUUUUCUUCAAUCUGCGCAGCGUGAGAAUUGUGUUGCUCUGCAACAAGUUUUUUCUUGUAGUGUUUCGACGGAUGUUCUUCUUUGUGCGUGUGUCGCCAUGGUGACUCCGUCAGGUUUGUGGCCGCCCUUUGUUGCACAGCGUCUGAAGAUGCCUCGCGAAGGGAGGGAUGCAGACUUGACAUCAACUUCGUGGCGGGCAUUUGCCUUUGCUCUUGUGCGAUGUAUUUACUCCGUCCAGAGCCAUAAUGGUGGGAUCUCGGCGCUUGGACUUCUAUGUGCAACAUGUUUGGCCCCGUCUUUGAAACUCGGUGAGCGUCUUGUUGGAUUGUUGUCUGAUCCUGCGGUGAAUUUGUCAAGAAUUAGAGCGAAUACGUUGUCUAACUCCAACUUUACUGCAGCGGAUGUUGCUACAGCGUUUGCGACAUGCUGUUCUAUGAACAAUGUGAGCCCAGAGAAGAGCGAUGCUGCGUGGAUGCGGCUAUGGUCGGAGAUGCAGGCCAGGCCAGACGAUGAAUUGAGUCCAGCGUGGGUCCGCUGUCAUGAACUGCAUCUUCUUCGUCUUCUUGGCGCCGGCCGGCGCCAAGAAAUUGAGGCGGUGAUCCGGAAGAUUAUCGAAACGCCACUGGUGCGUUGCAUUUCGGAUGCCACCCUCUCUGAGCUUUUUCUUCUAGAGUCCUUAAGUCCCAUGAUGCAGGGUAAAAUAGUUGCAGCGCUUCUGGAGGUGAGCCGCGUGAAGAGCGAGGCGGCAUCAGCCUUUUUUCAUGUACUGUCGCCCUUUGAACGCGGCCGCAGACUUCCCAGUGUUACUCAGAGCAGUAGUCUUUUUGCAAAGGUGCUGCACUUUCUCGUGCUUCAGGCGCGUGAGGAACCUUGUUUUAAGAACCACACACGGGUGCUCCACGACAUUCAGGGACUUUGCCGCGUCGCUAACUCCUAUGCGCUUGCGGCCUCGUUGGUUCCCAAUGACAGUCCACUUGCGUCGCUCAUGACGGCGUCACUGGACAAGCAACGUGCCCGUUUAAUGGCCACAUUUGUGGAAGCCGUGACCGAAGUGACAGAGUUGGCUUGUGGACUCACUCACCGCAUCGAUGGCAAUCGUCAUGACGACUGCGUAGAGGCCACUCUGCGGGGGUGUGUUGAUGUGCUCACGGGAUUGUUGUCACUUUGCUCGAACCGCCGCGAAAAACUCCCUCAGAGAAGAGCAGAGCCGGAGUGGAGGAAGCGGCUGCACCGUGAUGCCGCUGUUCGCUCGCACAAGUACGAACUACUCUGUUGUGAGCUGCCACACGGCUUCCUUAGUCGGUGUCUUUCCACGCUUCUUUGGAACGGCUUUGUGUGCACAGGCUGCGAUCUCGGCAGUUGCCUGGUCUCUGCGGACUUUGUUGAUCUUCACUUUUACACACUUGCUCUUCUUGGCUCACUCUACCACGCCACCCUUGUGGCGCCGCAGCAAUCCGACAUAUCGCCGAUGAUUCAUUCAUUGUAUCGCAGACGACGGGAAGUGUUUGGCGAGGACGUUUCGGCUUUGAAACAAUACGUUUCUGCCGCAAACUCAUCCGGCCCCGGGCUUGUACAGUGCGAAACGGCGGUGGUGCAGUAUGGACUAGCCGAGGCUGAGGCGACUCUCGCUCUACUGCACGCGCGUUCGACUGUGGCUGCCGGUGGCUCCAUCGUCAUUGACGGCAGCUUUGGUGUAUGGCUGCGGAAGGCCUCCUCGACGGUGGUGUGGUAUUAG
Messenger RNA from Trypanosoma cruzi, 1905 nucleotides. RefSeq lists its product as uncharacterized. The transcript has a single exon. The record is from RefSeq and is a predicted model, not a curated record. NCBI's taxonomy places the organism in Eukaryota, Euglenozoa, Kinetoplastea, Trypanosomatida, Trypanosomatidae. The coding region runs from base 1 to 1905 and encodes 634 amino acids.